This is a messenger RNA of Adelges cooleyi (spruce gall adelgid), 2876 nucleotides long. RefSeq names its product probable aconitate hydratase, mitochondrial. The record is from RefSeq and is a predicted model, not a curated record. The transcript has 14 exons. The coding region runs from base 284 to 2650 and encodes 788 amino acids. Gene Ontology annotation, molecular function: 4 iron, 4 sulfur cluster binding; aconitate hydratase activity. Gene Ontology annotation, biological process: tricarboxylic acid cycle. Gene Ontology annotation, cellular component: cytosol; mitochondrion. Lineage: Eukaryota; Metazoa; Arthropoda; Insecta; Hemiptera; Adelgidae.
AGCAUCGGCCGCCCGCGACUAGCUCAACGUUUGUACUUUUUUUUUACCACUCAACUUUCUCAACAACCGGGUUGCUACGUAGUAUCCGUACGCCCGUUCAACGUUGAUCGCGCCCAGCCUGUCUGUUUUAAACCGUUUAUAAUAUUGUUCAAACCGUCAUCCCUAUUUUUUUAUUUUUAUUCAUUUCAAUGCGUUCACGUUAACUUCCCGUUUUCAUCGAGAAUCGCGCGCAAUUAUUAAUUUGUUUUAUUAAUAGUUUUUUUUUAUCACCCAAACCGUUGUCAUGGCCUACUGCAGAACGUUUAAAAAUCAGGUGCAGUGGACGAAGUUGGUGUCCGGCGAAAUCCAGCAGCGAUGCUUCCACUCGUCGCCGGCAGCUUUCAGCGCUUGCAAGGUGGCUAUGAGCAAGCUCGACACCAAGCCAUUGCCUUACGAGACGUUGGAGAAACGAAUUAAAAUCGUUUCUGACAGGUUGGGAAAACCAUUGUCUUUGGCUGAAAAAGUACUUUAUUCUCAUUUGGAUGAUCCCGUCAAUCAGGAAAUUGAGCGUGGUGUAACUUACCUGAAGUUGCGACCUGAUCGUGUAGCAAUGCAAGAUGCCACCGCACAAAUGGCCAUGUUACAAUUCAUAUCGUCUGGUUUGCCAACAGUCGCUGUUCCGUCCACAAUCCACUGCGAUCACUUGAUUGAAGCUCAAGUCGGUGGUGUGGAAGAUCUAAAACGCGCUAAAGAGAUGAACGAAGAAGUAUAUAACUUUUUGAAAACGGCCGGUGCAAAGUACGGAGUUGGAUUUUGGCAUCCCGGUUCUGGUAUCAUUCAUCAGAUUAUUCUCGAAAAUUAUGCUUUCCCAGGAUUAUUAAUGAUCGGUACGGACUCACAUACACCCAAUGGUGGUGGUUUGGGCGGUUUGUGUAUUGGAGUCGGUGGUGCUGAUGCCGUUGACGUUAUGGCUGACAUUCCGUGGGAACUCAAAUGCCCAAAAGUUAUCGGUGUUCAUCUCAGUGGUGAAAUGAAAGGCUGGACCACGCCAAAAGAUGUCAUCUUGAAAGUAGCUGACAUAUUGACUGUGAAAGGAGGCACAGGAGCUAUUAUUGAGUAUCACGGACCCGGUGUAGACAACAUUUCAUGUACAGGAAUGGGUACUAUUUGCAACAUGGGAGCUGAAAUAGGUGCGACUACUUCGAUUUUCCCUUUCAAUCAUCGUAUGGCCAGCUAUUUAAAGGCUACCUCUCGCGAAAAUAUUGCAGAGGAGGCUGCCAAAUAUAGUAAAUCAUUAUUAACUCCUGACCAGGGUAGCAAUUAUGAUGAACUCAUUGAAAUUGAUUUGAACACAUUAGAGCCUCAUGUAAAUGGUCCAUUCACUCCUGAUCUCGCCCAUCCCAUUACGAAACUUGGCAACAAUGCUAAAGAAAAGGAUUGGCCGCUUGAAAUUAAAGUCGGUUUAAUCGGUAGCUGUACCAAUUCGAGUUACGAAGAUAUGUCUAGAUGUGCUAGUAUAGCUAAAGAAGCAUUAGCACAUGGUCGCAAAUCCAAAAUCCCAUUUAACGUCACACCUGGAUCCGAACAAAUUAGAGCUACAAUCGAGAGAGACGGAAUUGCUCAAGUACUUAGGGAUUUUGGUGGUACCGUGUUGGCUAAUGCAUGUGGUCCGUGUAUUGGACAAUGGGAUCGUAAAGACGUCAAGAAAGGUGAAAAGAACACUAUUGUCAGCUCUUACAAUCGAAACUUUACUGGCCGUAAUGACGCCAACGCAGCCACUCAUGCUUUUGUCACUUCUCCUGAAUUGGUCACUGCUUUAGCCAUUGAAGCCCGUCUGGACUUUGAUCCUACUAAUCAGACAAUCAAAGGAGCCGAUGGCAAAGAAUUUAAGUUGAGCAAUCCAUUUGGAGCUGAAUUACCUGCUCAAGGAUUUGACCCUGGUCAAGAUACUUAUCAAGCACCUCCAGCUGAUGGCAGUGCAAUCAAUGUCGACGUCAGUCCGUCAUCUAAACGACUUCAACUUUUAGAACCAUUUAAGGUUUGGGAAGGCAAAGACUUGGAGGGACUUACUAUUCUCAUUAAAGUGAAAGGAAAAUGUACAACUGAUCACAUCUCUGCCGCGGGUCCUUGGUUAAAAUAUCGUGGUCACUUGGACAACAUUUCCAAUAAUAUGUUCUUAACUGCAACUAACGCUGAUAACAAUGAAAUGAACAAGGUUAAAAACCAAGUGACCGGUGAAUGGGGUGGAGUACCAGACACUGCUAGAGCUUAUAAAGCUAAAGGCGUACAAUGGGUUGUAUUCGGCGAUGAAAACUACGGUGAAGGAAGUAGCAGGGAGCACGCUGCUUUGGAACCUCGUCAUUUAGGUGGACGUGCCAUCAUUGUAAAAUCAUUUGCUCGCAUCCACGAGACUAACUUGAAGAAACAAGGAGUAUUGGCUUUGACAUUUGCCGACCCUAAGGACUAUGAUAAAGUUCAGCCAACCGAUAAAGUGUCUCUAAUUGGACUAACAGAAUUUGCACCUGGAAAGCCUUUAAAAUGUGUUUUAAAUCAUGCUGAUGGUAAAAAAGAUGAAAUAUUGCUUAACCAUACGUUCAAUGAACAACAAAUUGAAUGGUUCAAAGCUGGAAGUGCAUUGAAUCGCAUGAAACAAAUUGCUGCGUCCAAAUAAUUUUACAGCAGAUAAAGAGAUACGACUUUUUAUUUGUACUGUUUAUUAUUAAUUAUUUAUUGUUUAAUUUAAAAUGAAAAAAUCCUUUUAUGUAUAAAAAAAAUUAUUUAGUCAAAUUACUUAGACUUUAAUAAUUAUUGGAUUUAGGUCCGCCAAAACUAUUUGUUUAUAAAUAAUUGUAUUUUAAAAAAGUUGUUGUUAAUAAACUAAUUUUAAUAGUUUAAAA